Paralichthys olivaceus (Japanese flounder) is the source of this 2670-nucleotide messenger RNA. RefSeq names its product CASP8 and FADD-like apoptosis regulator. The record is from RefSeq and is a predicted model, not a curated record. Lineage: Eukaryota; Metazoa; Chordata; Actinopteri; Pleuronectiformes; Paralichthyidae. Gene Ontology annotation, molecular function: cysteine-type endopeptidase activity; protein binding. Gene Ontology annotation, biological process: proteolysis; regulation of apoptotic process.
UAAGUUGAGGCGUCUUCAACAACUGAAAGGAAUCAAGGUAAUAACCGAACAAAUACGCUGUAACCAAGACUCGUUUCCAAUGUAUGUACGUAAACGAUUUUCAGUAACUCGGUGUGAACGACUCGAGCCUUUUUUUUUUAGUCUGAAAGAGGAAUUUCCCUUAAGGGAUUUUUUUGUCGUGCGUCAUCAGCUGCUGUGAACCUUCCUCCCUUAUCGAAGUCUCGUCCUUGUCGGUUGAGUCGCUGUAAGUGCAGAACAUAAUCGCUCCUCCUCCUCCACCAAAGUCCAUGGCUGUUACAGAUCAACGCGAGCUCCAGGUCAUUAGUCAGAUAGCGGAGGCCCUCAGCAGCAGUGAGCGCAGAAGCCUCUUCUACUUGUGUGAAAGCCCGCAAACUGAUGACAGCACGGCUUGUGCGAAGGAGAUGCUGAAAAACAAAGUUAUAUGCCAAGACGGAGGUCAGUUGUUUCUGGCAGAGCUCUUGUCCCAGCUGAGACGUUUUGACAUCCUGAGGAGGGUGUGUAGGAUCAGCAAAGAGGAGGUGGAGAGUAUUCCGAAAUGUCAGCAGGUUCUGCCGAGAUUCAGAGUAUUGAUGGCUCAUAUAAGUGAGGAUUUGGCCCAUGAAGAUCUGGACAAUGUGAAAUUCUUGAUGGGCAGCAUGUUGCCUCGCGAGACCAUGGAAAAAGCAAAGAAUUUCCUGGAUGUGAUCAUUGAACUUGAGAAGCAGGAUCAAGUUUCACCUGAAAGAGUCGACAUUGUGGAGAAAUGUUUGAUAAACAUCGGCAGGGUUGACCUCGCCAAAAAAGUGACAAAGUACAAGAUGUCAGUGGGAGCACCUGAAGAGCGGUCAUCGCAACAGGAACAGUGCAGAGCUCCUUGUACACACGUCACUCCUCCUAGUUCCCAUUCUCUACAACAAACAAGACAAGGACAGUCCCUCCAAGCUGAAAACACACCAGCACCCGUAUACAUUCAGCAGAGCAGUCAGAGUCUACUGGAUCGCUACAAAUUCAACAGUAAUCCCAGAGGAGUCUGUGUUAUCAUAGACUGCGUGGGUAAUGAUGGAGACAUGUUGGAACAAACAUUCAAGGCUCUUCACUUCAAAGUGGUGCUCCACAAGUGGCUCAGUGUGGAUAACACUUUCUCAACCCUCAGAGACAUAUCUCAAGAGAGAGAGAACCUCAAAGGUGAUGCCUUUGUCUGCUGCAUCAUCAGUCGUGGUACGGCAAAUCAUCUUCUGGGUGUAGACAUGCACAGGACGGGCCUACGCCUGGACAGAGUCAGACGUCUUUUUACUUCUGAUGCGUGCGCUAUGAUGGCGGGCAAGCCCAAACUGUUCUUCAUCCAGACGUACAAGGGCCCCGAGUUCCAGCCCUACGCUGCGAGGCACCAUCAGGAUGAGGAUCUUGAGCCAGACGGCUGUCAUGGGCUGCCUGGAUAUGAUUUCAUCCCUACAGAUGCAGAUGUGUUCUGGAGCCACUGCUGGACGGACGAACGUCAACUGGAGCAAAGACAUCAUCGGUCCAUUUACCUGAAGACUCUGACAGAUACCUUGCUUAAAGGCCAAAACAGGAAGAAGAUUGUUGAUAUGCACACCGAGGUGAAUGGAGCCAUCUUUGAUCACAACAGAAGGAAUCCUGCAGCAAGCUACCACAUCGAUCUCAAACAUACACUACGGAAAGAUCUUUACUUACAAUAGAGGAUGUUGUACAAUCCUGUUCAUAUAACUCCCAAUAAUAUGACAUUACAUUUAAUGUCAUUUAGCUGAUGCUUUUAUUCAAAGCGACUUACAUUACAAUUAGUGCAUUCUGCAUCUAUAUAUAUGUAUAUGUAUAAUAAGCUAAGAAUAGAAUGACUUAAAGGGAUAUGAAAAUUCACUCUUUAUCUUCUCAUCACUAUGCCGAUGGAAGGGUGGGUGCAGUGUUUGAGACAACAAAACACUUUUGGAGCCUCAGGGGCAAAUCCAAUACAAUUGAAGUAACUGGUGAUCAAUCACCAUACUGCUCCUGUGGUGUCAUUCAAGUGUCCAAAAGCCCCAACUUUCAUAUUCGACUCAAAAAAGUGUUAGUGUUGAGGGCUUUAAUGGACAGGGACACAAAGGAGUGUUUAAAAAAUGGUGGUGCAUGCUGAGUAGAUGUCAGAUAAACAACAACAAAACACAGGAUUUCCAGCUUCAUUUUUGUUUUACUGUGUAUACAGAGACACCUACUGGUUGUAUGAAGUCAAAACAACUAUUUUAUGAGAAAAAUCAUAGAAGGAUUUUUUUGUGCAAGUAGGUACCUGUAUUUGUUCAAUAUUUGAAAAUUCUCACCGAGUAUCCUUUCUAGAAAUAUCAUAGCAGUAAAUAUAUUUACUUUAUAACAUAAACAACAAUAACAGCAUAAUCAACAACACAACCAAUCAUUAAACUGCAAUAGAAACAAAUGUUAAAUCAUGCAAGACAAAAAGAAUUUACGAAAAUCUUUUGCUCUUACACAACACACUGACAUUUAUUCACAACAUCAAUCAUAAUGUGUUUUACCCAUAGACUGUAUAUAAAGAGUUUUACCUUUUAGUUCGAUAGUGCAGCUAAAACAUGAAGAGAUACUUCUGAGAAAUACAUUCUCUAUGGGAAUGUGUACUAGUAUUUAUUUUGUGUUUUAUUAUUUUGAUUUGAGCUAUGUAUUUUCAAG